Molecule: messenger RNA, 909 nt
Organism: Sinocyclocheilus rhinocerous
Lineage: Eukaryota; Metazoa; Chordata; Actinopteri; Cypriniformes; Cyprinidae
Product: guanine nucleotide-binding protein G(t) subunit alpha-1
Exons: 7
Coding region: 155-865 (236 amino acids)
Biological process (GO): phototransduction, visible light; detection of light stimulus involved in visual perception; adenylate cyclase-modulating G protein-coupled receptor signaling pathway
Cellular component (GO): heterotrimeric G-protein complex; cytoplasm
Molecular function (GO): GTP binding; G-protein beta/gamma-subunit complex binding; G protein-coupled receptor binding
Source: RefSeq, a predicted model, not a curated record
GAGACAUCUCCAAAAUCCUUCUAAGACUCCAAACAAUUCAUCAGGUCACCAAGAUCCAGUCGAGGUGUGAGCUGUAUUGUUGUCAGCACCUGGAGGCCUCUGGACAAGCGAGUGGUCAUACAGAAGGACUUCUUUUCCCUAAUCAAGAGUCAGAAUGGGGGCCGGGGGGAGCGCCGAGGACAAACACUCCAGGGAGCUAGAGAAGAAACUGAAAGAGGACGCCGACAAAGAUGCCAGGACCGUCAAACUUCUGCUGCUAGGUGCUGGUGAGUCGGGGAAAAGCACAAUUGUCAAACAGAUGAAAAUUAUUCACAAAGAUGGUUACUCCCUUGAAGAGUGCUUGGAGUUCAUUGUCAUCAUCUACAGCAACACCAUGCAGUCGAUCCUGGCCAUUGUAAGGGCCAUGAGCACACUCAACCUUUCCUAUGGAGAUGCUGCUGCACAGGAUGAUGCAAGGAAGCUGAUGCACUUAGCAGACACCAUCGAGGAAGGCACCAUGCCAAAGGAGCUGUCUGACAUCAUCCUGAGGCUGUGGAAGGACUCAGGCAUCCAGGCGUGUUUUGACAGAGCCUCCGAAUACCAGCUCAACGACUCUGCCGGAUACUACCUGAAUGACCUGGAGAGGUUGGUCAAGCCUGGCUAUGUCCCUACUGAGCAGGACGUCCUGCGAUCAAGAGUGAAGACCACCGGUAUCAUCGAGACCCAGUUCUCCUUCAAGGACCUCAACUUCAGGAUGUUUGAUGUGGGCGGUCAGCGCUCGGAGAGGAAGAAGUGGAUCCAUUGCUUCGAAGGUGUGACCUGUAUCAUCUUCAUCGCUGCUCUGAGCGCAUACGACAUGGUGCUGGUGGAGGAUGAUGAAGUGUAAUAAACCCUGUUUUUCCAUGUCCUUCCAACCCAAGAACCGAAUGC